Molecule: messenger RNA, 2030 nt
Organism: Metschnikowia bicuspidata var. bicuspidata NRRL YB-4993
Lineage: Eukaryota; Fungi; Ascomycota; Pichiomycetes; Serinales; Metschnikowiaceae
Gene: GRF10
Product: Grf10p
Exons: 1
Coding region: 226-1926 (566 amino acids)
Biological process (GO): regulation of transcription by RNA polymerase II; cell differentiation
Molecular function (GO): RNA polymerase II cis-regulatory region sequence-specific DNA binding; DNA-binding transcription factor activity, RNA polymerase II-specific
Source: RefSeq, a predicted model, not a curated record
UUGUCGUGAGGACUUAAAAGUUUAGGUUUCUACUUAGUCGUAACAUAAUAUUCAGGUUUCAGCCAGUGAUUUGCUACCAUUCGAAUCACAAUUAGUGAACGUUAUAAAGCGUUGUGUCAUUAGAACUCAGAAAAAACGAUCAUCUUAUUGAAGUGGAUUUAGCCCACCGACAUUUUCCGAGUGAUUGGUACUGAUUCCGGAAGCAACACAACAAAACAGCUCAAAAUGUCAGACGAUACAAAUCUGAAGCGCUCUCGUGCCUCGGGAGAGGUAUUGGACUAUCUCCUACGAGAAUUUGAUGUCAAUCAAAACCCAAAUCCUGAUCAAAGAAAAGAUAUCAGUGAGAGGACAGGGAUGACAGAAAAGGCCGUUCGCAUUUGGUUUCAAAAUCGCAGAGCCAAGCUUAGAAAGUUCGAGCGUAUGGGUAAACCAGUAAAGCAAAGUGGCCGUCCUGGUGUAUCGCCAAGAGGUGUUGUUAGUGGUCCUUCGUCUCGUUCAAACCUGCUAACUAAUGUCUCUCUCAGUGCUCUUGACCAACACUCAGAAACACCCAACGAGCUCAACGAUAAAUACUGCUUCAUUGAUUGCUCGUCACUCUCGGUGGGUUCGUGGCAGAGAAUCAAAAGUGGACAGCAUGAUCAUCAUGCCUUGAAGACUUCUCUCAUAAACCUAUCUCCGUUCACACUCGACCAGUUCAUGAACACUGUGGAUUUGAUGGUGAUUUUGUCCAAGAAAAACAAUGAGAUCAACUACUUUUUUGCGGCGAUCUCCAAUAACUCAAAAAUUUUGUUCAGAAUAUUCUACCCGAUUUCGUCGAUUAUAUCGAGCUCAUUAUUGGAGAAUAGUGUCAGUAAAGAGAGCAGUGAAUUGAGACUCAAACUAUCUCAUACACCAAAGUUUUCGGUUUAUUUUUUCAGCGGAAUUAACGCAAACCUAAACCAAUGGUCGAUUUGUGACGAUUUUUCUGAGGCUCAGCAAGUCAGCUCAGCGUACUAUGCUCCAGGGGGUACUUCCACACCACAUGUACUUGUUGGUUCCAAGUUGUCUCUUGAGUUUUUGCUUGAAUUUGUUAAGACGCAAAACGAGCAUCAAAUACCUGGCUUUGAAUCUGUUGCUCUUCACCAUUUUGAGCACGAUCCAAAAGACAGUCACUUAGACGCUUCAAACGUCAACGCCUUUGACCCAGUUCAUGCAACAGAAACAAAAGGUCAGUAUACUUUAAGCCAUAAUUCACAUGAUGCAAAUGAUUUCAGCAUCAAACAUGACGUUGAUUGGCACGAUACCCCUCGAGAUGAGCAGGAUUUUGCCAUGAAAGGUAUCUCGCCACUUGGUGACUUUCACAACAGAUCGCAAAGUCCAGCGAUGAGCCAGCACUCAAGCCUAAAUACUGAUAUUAAGUAUCUGACGGGACUUAGCACAAAGGAGUCCGAGAACGCAGGACAUUCUUCCAAGAAGCCUGAGAAUGAAUACUCCGACAUUUUCACAGACAGCCCUGAUUUUUUUAAUGCAGUUCAAACACCUGGCACCCAUCAAACCCCCUCCCAUACUUCAAUUCGUGACCAUGAUAAUCUCAUCAACAGCCCAUCCACGAAUGUUCAUUCCUUUGUCAACGACAAUGUCAACACUGACAACAUUUCCAACAGCAGAAGUGAUAAAGACCAUCAAGUGAACUUACGAGAAAGCUCCGCUCUGUCAUACUCUGCGCCUCAAUUUAACUCGUCAAUUGAGCAGCAUAAAUACGGCUAUGAUGAUGGAACUUCGCACCCGCAUGAUUAUGGGUUUGCUGCGCAAAUUCCAGCGAACGAAUUUCUGGCGCAUGAAAUACUCUCAGGGAACCAAUCCAUGCCGAAUGAUACCUCGAAUUCUGGUGCCACAACACAAACUGCCCACGAAGAUCAAUUCAUCGAUUACAAUGGCGAUGCUUAAUUUGAGGUGUUACUUCUUGGAAUCAUGCCGGAGUGCUCCACGGGUGUGUGAAGACACCGCUCGAAUAGAAAAGUUCAGAGUAGAAUCAAAUCGAAUGCAUUUCA